AUGUUAAAGCUUCUCCUGGGACUAGCUCUGCUGGAAGUCAGCUCUGGCACAAGGCUGGGCAAGAUCUUUGGGGGCAAUACCACAUCCAUUAGCGAGCAUUCCUUCCUGGUCAAUAUUCGACGGAGCGGAGAGUUUCGUUGUGGAGGAGUCCUAAUCUCUCCUAGCUGUGUUCUCACCGCUGCCCACUGCCUGGAGCGGCGACACCACCAAGUCCAGGACCUGACCAUCCACGCCCAGCAGCAGUGUCUGGGCGAGCAUUCGCCGCAGGAGCAUGUGCGUCAUGCCUGGUACGCCAGAGUUUCGCCUUACUACUGCCCCGAACAAGGUCUGGACUCCGAUGUGGCUGUGAUCCGCUUGAGCCGCCCUUUUGACAUCUCCGGCAAUGCAAGUCUCAUCAAGAUCGACUACAAUGAUCUACCAGAGCGGGCGAAUCUCACAGUGAUGGGCUGGGGCAAGAUCGACAGCCACGGUCACAACCGGAACCAGUGCCUGCAGGCGGCCCAAGUGCAACUUAUCCCCCAGAAGCGCUGCAACGAGCACGUGGGAUCCCCCAUGCAAUGGGUCACCCAAAACAUGUUCUGUGCUCUGGGUGAAAAAGCCAAGGAUGCCUGCCAGGGUGAUUCCGGUGGCCCGGUAAUAAACGAUGACGGACGCACCGUGGGCAUUGUUUCCUGGGGCUAUGGCUGUGGCAGUGGCUAUCCCGGGGUCUACACCCGCCUAGGUAGUCCCUCCAUCACCUACUGGCUGAAGAGAUUCGUGGAGCGACAUUGCUGGUGAAAGGAGAGCUCAGACUAUUUUUUUAAAUAAAUGAUAAAUGGAGGAAAUCUCUUCCGGAAUUCGGAAAUAAUGGGCAGAUCGUGUGGAAAUAUAUUUCCGCAUCAUUAUCACUUGGCAAUUUGAACCCCCAAUAUGCACACUCCGUGGCUGUCAGUCUGGACAUGCCAUGGCGGGUCAG
Drosophila kikkawai is the source of this 955-nucleotide messenger RNA. Its product is annotated as trypsin epsilon. NCBI's taxonomy places the organism in Eukaryota, Metazoa, Arthropoda, Insecta, Diptera, Drosophilidae. Gene Ontology annotation, biological process: proteolysis. The record is from RefSeq and is a predicted model, not a curated record. Gene Ontology annotation, molecular function: serine-type endopeptidase activity.